UUAAAAUAAAAAAUAAUGAUAAUUUAGUUGUGCGCUUGACUAGCGCAUGCCUUCCAUCUAUUUUCAGUCCUAGGUACCUACGGCAUCGCAAAUCAUUGAGACUAAAAAAAUAUUACCGAAUUUUUUAACGGAAUUUAGUGGAUGUGAGAUGAUACAAGUAAUUGAUUAGGACAUUUGCGGUGAGAAAAAUGUGCAAACAGAAACUGAGUGUUUAAAAAUCGUCGAUUUAGAGUGAUUUUGUGUAGCAAUAACCAGCUGAUGGCGGGUGAAAAUACGGGAAUGGCUUGGCAGUUAAGUGUUCGUACAUCCAAAAGUGUUUCGAAGUGAUUUUUAUCGCGAGACUUACAAAUUUUGACUAAUAGUAGUGCGAUUGAUUUAAGAUCGACGUGAAAUUUCCAUAAAAUCGAACCAGUUGAUAAUUGGGCGUGCACACACCUUGUGGCUUGUCAUUGAUAUUUAGCAAUCAUUCAUAAAUUCUGGACUAUAAAUACACUCAAAUGAUGCGUUUGAAAUUCGGUGCGAUUUGACAAAAAAAUUUGAAGUAGUGAAAUGCAGAGUGUUCUUAUACAUACCCUUUUGUAAAUAGUGUUUGCUUGUUAUUUUUGUUGUUACUGAAGGUUUACGAAUUCCGCGAUGUCGACGACGACUACGUUCGUCGAUAGGAUUGAUCCUUUUGCCAAAAGAUCGCUCAAAAAGAAGACCAAAAAAUCGCAGGGGAGUUCCAGAUAUCGAAACUCUCAAGAUGUCGAACUUCAACCCUUGCCUCUUCUCAAAGAUGUACCAGCAUCAGAACAAGAAGAACUAUUCAUUCGGAAACUUAGACAAUGCUGUGUUGCAUUUGAUUUCAUGGAUCCCGUUGCCGAUUUGAAAGGAAAAGAAGUCAAAAGAUGCACUCUAAACGAACUCGUGGAUUACAUAACUGGAGGGAGAGGCGUCCUUACUGAACCCGUUUAUCCAGAGAUUAUUAAAAUGAUAUCCGCAAACUUAUUUAGAACUUUGCCGCCGAGCGAAAAUCCGGAUUUCGAUCCGGAAGAGGACGAUCCCACUUUGGAGGCGAGCUGGCCUCACCUCCAACUGGUUUACGAAUUUUUCCUGAGAUUUUUGGAAAGCUCGGACUUUCAACCGACAAUAGGGAAACGCGUUAUCGAUCAGAAAUUCGUAUUGCAACUGUUAGAAUUGUUCGAUUCCGAGGAUCCUAGGGAGCGCGAUUUCUUGAAGACAGUAUUGCAUCGUAUCUAUGGAAAAUUUCUCGGUCUCCGGGCCUUCAUUCGAAAACAAAUUAAUAAUAUAUUUUUGAGGUUUGUGUAUGAGACUGAACACUUCAACGGCGUCGGUGAGCUUUUAGAAAUCUUAGGUUCCAUAAUCAAUGGGUUCGCGUUACCACUUAAGGCUGAACAUAAGCAGUUCCUGGUGAAGGUGCUGAUACCUUUGCAUAAGGUUAAGUGCUUGUCUCUGUAUCACGCGCAGCUCGCUUACUGUGUAGUACAGUUCUUAGAGAAGGAUCCGACUUUGACGGAACCGGUAGUGAGAGGUCUUCUCAAAUAUUGGCCCAAGACGUGCAGUCAGAAGGAGGUGAUGUUUUUGGGCGAGAUCGAAGAGGUUCUGGAUGUUAUUGAGCCGUCGCAGUUUUUGCGCAUCCAAGAACCGUUAUUUAGGCAAAUUUCCAAGUGUGUUUCCAGUCCACACUUCCAGGUGGCAGAGCGGGCUUUGUACUUCUGGAACAACGAGUAUAUUAUGUCGCUGAUGGAAGAAAACAAUCACGUUAUCAUGCCAAUUAUGUUCCCGGCAUUGUACCGCAUCUCCAAAGAGCACUGGAAUCAGACUAUAGUGGCCCUUGUAUACAAUGUCCUCAAAACGUUCAUGGAAAUGAAUUCCAAGCUGUUUGAUGAACUUACAGUCAGUUACAAAGCUGAAAGACAAAAGGAAAAGAAACGGGAAAAGGAGCGAGACGAAUUGUGGAAGAAACUAGCCGAACUCGAGAUAUCCCAUAACAAGAGUACAUCUGCACAACAUAAUAAUAGCCCAUCCAGCAAAAAGUGAUAAUAUUAAAAUAACAGCCUAAUUACUACCCCCUGCCCUUUGUUAAUUGUUUGCUGGUAAGUAAGACACAUACACACACCGUGCCGGCGGCACACAUCCUCCAUCACACCAUCUCUCCAUCGGAGUCAUGCUUCACAACACCAGAGAAAACGUAAAUAUAUUUCAUGUAUGUCUUUUAAAUAUUUAACACCGUCGCUAGCGCACCCGACCGUGUUGUACCGAACAGUUUCAUGUUGAAUAUGUUAUGUAACUAAAACAACUAGUCUAUUAUUUCGUGAAAUGUAUAUUUGAAUUAUUUUAUAAGUUUUUUUUUUUUGUAAAAUUUUAUCACAUUAA
Messenger RNA from Psylliodes chrysocephalus, 2376 nucleotides. The record is from the annotation of a GenBank genome assembly. NCBI's taxonomy places the organism in Eukaryota, Metazoa, Arthropoda, Insecta, Coleoptera, Chrysomelidae.